CAGAGCGCAGAUCCGUGCGGCGGAGCCCGGAGGUGUGAAGGGAAGGCAGAGACAGCUCAACCACGCAGCUGCUUUAACCCCGCAGCGCACGCACUCACUCGCUCACGCACGGUGCUGCUCGCCCUGGAGGAACGGUCGCUGCAGCGGGAACAUGCUGCCGCUUCACUGACGCGUCCAUCCAGGUGCGCCGCUUCCACUUCCUGACGACCCGGCAGGAUUACAGACGCGCCUUUCAUCUCUGAGAAGAACCUGCAGCAGAAACGAUGGGCAGUAAGACUCUUCCGGCGCCCGUCCCUCUUCAUCCGUCCCUCCAGCUGGCCAACUGCUCCCUCAUCCAGAGCUCCACAGGUCUCCAGCUUCCAGCAGACCAUUUCCACAGCAUCUACAGUUUCAGCGCCUUGCACGCCAUCCACCUCCACCAGUGGACGCUUGGCUACCAGCCUCUGGCUCUGCCGCGCUGCACCAUCUCCAAGCUGCCCCCCCAGUUUUCGUCCAUGGCCUCCAUCCCCAUAUUUCCUCACCUCCUGCAGCCAAAGCUGGACUCCGCCGCGCUGCUGCAGAGCUCCAAGAGCAAACCGCGCUUUGACUUCGCCAACCUGGCAGCGGCCGCCACGCAGGACGAUCACCUGAAGGUGGAGGAUCUGAGCAUGACGGGGGCAGCUGCUGCGGCGGCGGCGGCCCAGUCUCCAGCGCAGCACCAGAGCUCGGCCGGGCUGGGCUGCCUGCUGGACGUGACCAAACUGUCCUCACCAGAGCGCAAGUCCAGCCGCGGCCGACUGCCCUCCAAGACCAAGAAGGAGUUUGUCUGCAAGUUCUGUGGCCGGCAUUUCACGAAAUCUUACAACCUUUUGAUCCACGAGAGGACGCACACAGACGAGAGGCCGUACACGUGCGACAUCUGCCACAAGGCCUUCAGGAGGCAGGACCACCUCAGAGACCACAGGUACAUCCAUUCCAAAGAGAAGCCCUUCAAAUGUCAAGAGUGCGGAAAAGGCUUCUGUCAGUCCAGGACACUGGCCGUCCACAAAACGUUACACAUGCAGGUCAAAGAGCUGAAGCCAGCCAAGGUCAAGUAGUUCAGUCCAAAGAAGAGGAAGCGACCGGGACACUGGAAAAACAACAACACGACCAAAGACGACCCAAAGAACAGCCAAAGACUUUUCCUUCUCAGGAGGCAAACAUUCCUCAAGGAUGAAAUAUUCCACCGGCCUCGUCUUAAAGAAAAAACAGAAUCAGCCUCAGUGCUUGUUAUCAAAGCCUGACUUGGCAGAGAAGCCGGUGGAUGUGUGGAAUGUGAAAUGGACCUUGAAAAACCCCUGUGGCUGCUCAGCACAAAGACUUUACAAGCAUUUAAUCCAAAGAGGAAAGUUACUCCUAUAUGUUUUGUAACAAAGCCCCAGAAUGAUCAAAGCCAUGUUAGUGACAAACAUUUCCCUCGAUUUUUUCCAAUACUCAGUUUCAAUGUUAUUUUUGUACAGACGCAAUAUAUCAAAAUGUAUUUUUGCACUUUAACCUGAUUAAUAAUUAUUGACAUGUAUCACUGGAUUUCUUAAACUUAUUUUCAAAAUGAAUAAUCAUUGCUAAAUAAAAUAUUUUACCAAUUA
Molecule: messenger RNA, 1604 nt
Organism: Oryzias melastigma (Indian medaka)
Lineage: Eukaryota; Metazoa; Chordata; Actinopteri; Beloniformes; Adrianichthyidae
Gene: osr1
Product: odd-skipped related transcription factor 1
Exons: 3
Coding region: 264-1076 (270 amino acids)
Biological process (GO): embryo development; urogenital system development; regulation of transcription by RNA polymerase II
Cellular component (GO): nucleus
Molecular function (GO): DNA-binding transcription factor activity, RNA polymerase II-specific; RNA polymerase II transcription regulatory region sequence-specific DNA binding
Source: RefSeq, a predicted model, not a curated record